Egretta garzetta (little egret) is the source of this 970-nucleotide messenger RNA. RefSeq names its product pyridoxamine 5'-phosphate oxidase (gene PNPO). The transcript is spliced from 4 exons. Gene Ontology annotation, molecular function: pyridoxamine phosphate oxidase activity; FMN binding. The record is from RefSeq and is a predicted model, not a curated record. Lineage: Eukaryota; Metazoa; Chordata; Aves; Pelecaniformes; Ardeidae. Gene Ontology annotation, biological process: pyridoxine biosynthetic process; pyridoxal 5'-phosphate biosynthetic process. Bases 1 to 468 code for a protein of 155 amino acids.
AUGGGUGCCAGCAUCAGGGCGCAGCGGCCCCUGGGCGCCUUGCUGGGGCUGCGGGACCCCCCUCCUAGGCCAGGGUGCCCCCCCUUACCGUGUCCCCCGUGUCCCCAGGCCUUCGAGGAGCAGCACCUGGCUUCCCGCGACCCCAUCCAGCAGUUCGGGGUCUGGUUCCAGGAGGCCGUGGGGUGCCCAGCCAUCGGGGAGGCGAACGCCAUGUGCUUGGCCACCUGCACCAGGACGCCAACCCCUUCGCUUCGCUCGUCUUUUACUGGGAGCCCCUCAACCGCCCCCUGUUUCAUUGCCAGGGGGGGCUACAUCCUGCGGCCAGAUGUGGUGGAGUUCUGGCAGGGCCAAACCAACCGCCUGCAUGACCGCAUCGUCUUCCGACGCCUGCGGGACAGCUCGGCCCCCCUGGGAGACAUGACGCACCGGGGAGAAGGUGAAUGGGUCUUCGAGCGCUUCUCACCAUGAGGCUGCCGGCAUCUGCGGCCACGUUUGCCCGAUCGGGAGUGUCGCCUGUGCCAAACCUGCCUGCCUGUACCCAUCGUGCCCCAGGGAACGGGGCUGACCUCGCUCUGCCCUCCGCUGGGAGACACGUGCUGAGCUCCAGGGGUGCUGGCGAGGGGCUCUGGUCCAGCCCCAGAGACCCUUGUCACCCUUCGCCUCUCCCUGGGGUGGGCAAGAGCCGCGGGUGGGUCCCAGAGACCAUCUGCUUCCUGCUCCCAGUGCUGCUGGUUGUUAAUUAAUCAUGUUAAUUAUUGUGGUGGGACUGGGACAGACCCCAGCGAACCCCCUACCCAUGGCCUGCCGCUGUCACCGCUCGUGCCUUGUGUUUUAGCUGGAAUCGUGCAAUGUGCUCCGUCUGGGCAAUAGUUUCUUGAAUCGUGGCUUUAAUGUCCCCAGUCUGUGCAAUAACUUAAUUGCAGCUUUGAUGUCACCACCGUGUCACUGGUGUUCGUGGCUGGCGGGGUGG